CUCCAGAGAGGGGGAAUGCUUGAGCAGCAAUUGGAACGAUGGAAUUCAAACUGGGAGAGUCACCCCUGCAUCCUAAGAUGUAGCUCUUGGCCAUUUGUUGUCUGAGUGAAGUUUUGCUGCCCCAGUAACCAGCAGCACUUUUUCACAGCUAUUUAUACCUUGUUCAUGGUGAGGAUGGGGGGCUUGUCCAUAUUCCUUUGAAUAUUUUUUCCCCUUUCGCUCACUUCUUUGAUAUUCCUGACUGAUGGUAUCCAAGAAUCUGUUAAUAAAGACUGAAUAUUCUGUACUUCAGAAGAUGCGUUCCAAACUUUUAAUAGCUUCUUGAAGAUAACAUCUGCUAUUGCUUUAUUUGAAGCCGGUCAGAAUGAAGAAUUGGUUCAGCUCAGUGUAAUACCACUAGAGGGAGCUUAGGUACAGAUGAUACGAAAAAGUAAACUACAGAAUACAGCAGAAAUGAUUGUCAUUUUGAACUAAGAGCGAGAACUAUUCUUACUUAUGUAUGCAGCCUUGCGGUCAGUGAUUAAGUUCUGUGGGCAGUAGCUUGUAUGCUGUUGCUUUUGUUUGUUCUUACCAACUCUCUGCUCUGAUCUCCAGAAAAUUAGGAUGGUUUGUGGCAGGGAUGCUGAGAUGGUAGAGCUGUAUUUGCACGCUAUUUCCUUAGAAACAAUUCUAGCAGCCUAGCUGUAGGAUCACUGAAAUAAUAUCAUGCAGUUUUUCUCUCUCCCUCGCCACCACAGGCAACUGCAUUGACUUCUGAAGGUGGUCAUCAAGUUAUCUUUCAAACUGCUGUAUGCAUUACCCAAAUUUCAUUCAAGUGUGUUGGCUAUAGCUCUAUUCCUGCUGCGCCAGCAGGGAACUUGAUCUGCUAGGAGUUUCUGGGCAAGGAGAACAUUGUUGAGUAGCGGAGAGAGAAGCUGUGCAGGCGAAAAGCAGGCUGCACUGAGGUGUGCAGCACACUGCAGUGUGCCACCUGCGCUGGGGCAGAGCAGUGUAGCUCAGCACUGCAAGGGAAGGAAACAGUGCAAAGGAAACACUGCUGCAAAACUGUGAGGGAAAUGGGGAUGUGUGUGGCGUGGCUGCAGAGCCAGCGCAUGGGAAGUUGCUCGUUCGUGUCUCAGGGAACGUGGUAAUGGUGUUUGAUACUGAACAAAGCAUUUAAUGGCCUAGAUGAAAGCCUUCUGGUCGUUUAAUUGGAAGUGCCUUGCUGUUUUACACAGACCUACUGCCCUAUUUUGAUGAGACUUAAAAUUGUGCAGAAAAAUUGUUUCCAUGGAAGCAGAGAUCACAAAAGAAAUAACACUCCGUGUUUCCUGCAGGAUUCCUUUUACAGCCUGCUGUUCCCAGCAAUUAACUCUUGUAGUGCUGUUACAGUUUAGCAUGGGUUCAAGGAGGUAACAGAAAAUAAUACCUUGAGGGACUGUGUAUAUAUAGUUGACUUUUUUUCCUUUCCUGCCUUUGAAAGAAAUCUGUUCUCUGCAUGUUUACAGAGGGAAAAUCUACAGUGGGGAAAAAAAGUUAAUGGAGGAGUACACGCUACUUUGGCAAAUUAUGGAACUCGGUCAGGGAAACUUGAAGUUAUUCCUGCUUUCCCCUUUUCUUGCCUCAGUUUUACAUUUUUUUUUUUUUUUGGUGACUAAAAGCACUGCUGUGUACUCUGAACCAGCUUUGAUGGAAGCAGCAAUUAAUGGAGUUUUUAAUUAAGGUAACAGUAGUGAGAAUCAUCACCAGCAGGGAAGUCAGACCAUCUGUUUUAAUUGCCUGUCAUUUUUCUUCCAUACAUUACUUCUGAAAAACCACUGCGUUAUUCUGUUUCACUGUGUCUGUAAGGAAGGAGAAACUACCAAAUGGUGAUGGGAGGCUCAGACCAAGGCUGAGCAUCGCAUGAGGAAAGUGCUGUCACCUAAAAACCUUGGCUCAAUAAAGUGCUUUCAGAGCACAAGGGCGGCUCAGCUCUCAGCCAUACAGCAAUUGCUGUAGUUUCUUUGGAAUCUGGUUAUGAGCUGUAACAUUUUAUAGCUGGUGAGGGUCCUCAGUGAGACAUCUCAGAGGGCAAAAACAAAGGCUGCUCUCUGAAGUGCAUAACGUCAAAUAAAGACGUAGCAUGAGGACGUAGCUGACAGUUAAAUAGAUUUUGACUUUGAAGGAAGGAUAUGGAUUUUAUGUAUUUCUAAGAUAGGGAAAUUAAUUACUUGGAAAUAAAAAUGACAUGAGAGUUGGGAUGUAGUACAUUUGUAAAAAAAACAAACAAAAAAACCCUCAAAGUGGGAAACUGAAUUACUUGGUGAUUUCAUAAAAAAUGUAUCAGUAGUUCACAAUGACUUCCUACAGCUCUUCAAUGCUGAUAUUUUAAUCCUAGAGGAGGGGAAGUGAAGAGGUGCAGUAAUGAGCUAUAGGUCUGAAGAGGAGCCAGGAAUGAUUUGAAGAACUUGCCUCAUCUUUGCUGCCCUAAGUAGUGUGAAUUUCUAUGGCUGAUUUAGAAACAGGAGGAGGUCUAUGGACAGAUUAUGGAGUGAGAGAGAGUGUUUACAUCUGCAGCUUCAAUUCUAAACCUACACCAUGUCAUUAAUGCUCAUCGGUAGCCAGGGUAGCUUCCUACUGUUCACAUACACACAAGUCAUCAUUACAGGCAGCCCUGCUCGUGGUGAUUUAAAGCAGGUCAGGCCCUCAGGAAAACAGAACAGGCCAAAAGAAUUGUCUGCAAGGCAGCACAGAAGUUGUGCAGAUGGGAGAAUGGUGCUGUUCAAAAUAAUGAUUUAUAACGGGUCUGACACCAUUUGACAAACAGAUAGAUGACUUAAUGCUAACUGGAAAUUGUGGUUCAUGCUUUGUAAAUCAUCAUUAAGACACUUGGGAGCCACUGGAGUGUAGUGUGAUAGGCAUUACUCAAAGUUCAGACUGAAAAAUUUCUUCAGAAACCACUAACAACUUUGUAAGGGUAAUGAAAGUUAGGAAAUUAGCAUUCCUAAUACUGCUUUGGGAUGAGUAGGAAAAGGGAAGCUUUCUGUAGUGGAAGCUGAGAUGGCUCUCCUAUGCUAAGUAAAAGUUCAUCAAACUGAUGAAUUGUCUUUCUACCUGAGUUGGCAGCUGCUUCGGGGUUCUGUUGGAUCAUACAUAAAAUAAAACCCUCUGCAGUUUUAUAAGGAUGUGAAAGUGGCAUCUGGACAGUGGAUGAUACAGAAGUUACGUAAGAGGUAGGAAAAAUCACAAUGAACAUAGAGGAGUAGGAUUGCCUCGGAUGAGUGGGACUUCCUCCAAAAGAAAUGGGGGAAGUUCCUUACAGAUGCAUUUGUCUGUGGGCUCCAUAAAAAUCCUGACAAGAGAAGAAGGUGAGGUGAAGCCUUGUGCUCUAAUCUAUAAGCUCAAUGCAGGAGCUAUGCUUUGGGUCUGCUUUUGCCUCCUCUGUGUUGCUCCCUCACCACGAGGGAUGUCAGGCAUCUGGGCAAUCAGUGCUGCCCACUUAGAAAUAAUAGAUGAAAGCGCAGCUCCUCUGGCAUCUGGGCAUGAGAGACCAGUUGUUUUAGAAGAACUUGUUUGUCAGGUCUGAUUGUACUUUGAAGAAAGGAGCCGCACAACAGCGUGUAGAAACAAGCAGAGUCCCCUAGCAGAUAUAAGCUCCAGACAACGCUUGCUGCCACUUCCAGCUGUACCCACACGUUGUGCCUGCACUAUGGAGCCUCUGCUUGGGGUUACGCUGGGUUUGAUUCUGAUGGUAGCUUCAUCAGCACGGAGCUGUAACUGCGUGACCAAUAAGUGGACAGUAUGCGACCAGGAUGCAUCUGGCAACUGCACCUGCAGGCUGGUAGGUUCAGAUCAUGCAGUAGAUUGUUCGACGCUGACUUCAAAAUGCUUGCUGAUGAAGGCAGAAAUGUCUGUCCUGAAGCUCUCCUACAGACCUCGGGUUAAGCUGCUGGAUGGUGGCAUUUACGAUCCAGACUGCGAGGACAGCGGUAUCUUCAAAGCCAGACAGUGUGACGAAGCUGGAACUUGCUGGUGCGUGAACACAGCUGGAAUAAGAAGAACUAGAAAAGGUGACAAAAAUUUGAUAUGCAAUGAACUGAUAAGAACAAACUGGGUCGACAUCGAACUGAAGCACAAAGAAACAUCCCAUUACUUCGAAGCUCUUGAUGUAGCAGAAGCCCUGACACGUCUGUUUGAGAGCCGGUACAAACUGCGACCCAAAUACAUCGCAGCUGUGAAGUACGAUUCCCCAUUUAUCCAAAUCCACCUAAAACAGAAUAACUUGAAGCAGCGGGACGUAGAUAUAGUUGAUGUAGCCUAUUACUUGGAAAAAGACAUAACAGGGGACUCUGUGUUUCAUUCUGACAGCACGUUUCUUGUCUCUGUUAAUGGGAAAGAUCUGGCUAUUGAAAAUAUACGCAUUUACUACGUUGAUGAAAAGCCACCAGUGUUUAGCAUGAAGCAACUGCUUGUUGAUAUCAGUGCUGUGGUGGCAGUGGCAAUACUGCCUGCUGGUUUCGUCACUAUUUUGGUGAUUGUUCUGUGCCAGAGGAGAAAAUACAGAAAAAUUAAGAUCGAAAAGAUGAGUGAAACAGAAGGACAAAUUCUAGAGCUCUAAUCUGACAGAAAAAAUCUGCAACUUCAGCAACCAGGCAGAGGUGGGAAGGGCAAAAUAAGAAGAAUGAACAGACUCUGUGUAAUGUGGGUGGAUUUUGAGUUGUCUCCCGUUUUAUAGGAAUUGACAAAGCACUCAUUUUGAAUUAUUCUACUACAAAAACAACUUUUCCUUGGGGAUAAAUUAAUCUAGGAGUUGGUAACUGAAAUCUGGGACCAAAAGUCUCAGUUCGGAAGCUACACAAAGUGUAACUGAUAUUUUGUGCCAAUAUAGCAUACGUGCACUUGUACUGCAGACUUCAUUCGCUUGCUUAAUAUUUAAGCCAAGGUUCCUCAUGUGUUUGCUUAGAGCAAAAUAAUAACAGCAAUAAAAAUGUUUUAAAAGUCUUCAAAGUUGCUGGAACUUCUUUUUGUCAACGAUUAAUUUUGUCGGUGUCUCUAAUCAAAUAAAUUGGGAUAAAAUACCUCUAUUGCUGAUGGCUUUGAUGCAGUCAAGUGUUAGCAGGCAGCACUGUGGUCACUUCCAUUUGUGCAGGGCCUCAGUUCUUUGUAUUCAGGUGGAACUCAGCUUUCCCAGCUCCCGGUCUGGCAUUCAGUCAGCAAUGAUCCCUUGAUCCCACUGUAAGUUAACCUUGUUUUUCUUUCCAAAUUCAGAUAGUAGCUUUCCAUCUACCUAAAUAUCCCUCGUAGUUGUGGCAGAGGAGAUAUUUUUUGGUUUUUAACAGUUUUACACAACUGCUACAUAAAGCUAAUAAAACACUUUAUUUAGUAGAGCUGCAAGGGGAAUUUCAGCAGUGUAAUUGCUGCAGAGUCCAAAACCACAACCCCAUCCCAAAUACAGGAAUCUGUCUGGGGAAUGACUGGCUACUGGGAAAAGAGUGAAGAUAGUUUGGUUCUGUUUCUGCCUGUUUAUCAUGGAAGAAGAAUGGACUUGGAUUUGGGAGCAGGGGGUGUUAUUUCUGACAGCAUACAGCAUCACUACUGAUUUCUCACCUACUGGAAAAACACCGGAUGGGCAGAUGCAUCACCUUUCCCCCAGAUCAGAUUUUUACAGCUACAUUAGCAACAUAAUGCAAAUGAAAUAAACCAAAUAAAGAUAACCAGUGUUAACGAGAGGCUGUGUGCUAUCAUUUAGCCGCAUUAUGUAACAGAGGGAGUGAUCACUUUAACUAUGCAGAGCUAUCUGUUGCCUAAAUUACAUUGUGCAGUUCUGACUGGGGAAAGUCUGCCUUGGUUUGAAAACUGAAAACAGCUCCCACAGAAAGAACCCCUGGCUCUAAGCUACAGCUCAGGAGAGGCUAAUGCUGCCCUCUGCAUACAGCGCUGUCUUAGUUCAACUGACUGAAGUGGGCUUUAGUCUUUCCUUUUAGCUUUUAGUUUAAAAAACAAAUAGACUUUUUUUUUUUAGCCGCCGGAAAGUGCCAGUUGCAAUCCAGCAUUAGAGCAAGGAAAUGAAAGAUAAGGAUUCACAGAGGGAUUAAAAGCCUCCUCAACUCUGCUCCCUCUGCCGCCCUGGUGAAAACCAUGCCUGCUUCCAUAUGCAAGUAUGUACUCAAAGGGUUGGCACAUCAUCCCUGCAUUAGUUUGCAAAUUAUUGGUGUGUCUGCAUUCUCUAGGUUCCCAUACCUGUAUUUAAAGAUGGUUGUGGCAGCAGAUCCUACACUUCAGCCAGCCUGAAGCCUGACCUAGCUCUUAUCAGUGCUAACGCAGUCCAAACCCGCUGCUGUUCUGGAUGACAAAGAAUCUCUCCUCGUCUCAUCUUUCCCCAGUUAGGACUGAUCUCUGUAGGGCUCUUUGCACUGGGACUACAGCAAGAUGAGGUUAACUCCUAUGCCAUACCCAUCCCUUCUUGUUUGGAUAAUAAAACAUUAGCGUGUCUGUGAUGGUGAGCACUGCAUGACAACAGGACACAGGAUCCCCCCAGUAGUCCUUAAAAUGUCCCUAAAAGUGUCAGGGAGUCACUUAGAAAUAAGAGCUGACACACUGAAAUCUCUUUUUCAGAGAAAAAAAAGUAACAAAUAGACCUUUCUUUCAUUUCUCUUGGCUGGAAUGAUUACUGCUAUUAAACAGACUGUCCUACUUGUGCAAGUAUUCAGGUAUAAUUACCCUUUCCAAACCAUCUCCAUUGAUUAGUUGGAGGGUUUAAGUACAGCAUCUGUCUUCUGUAUGCUAAAAUACAUCUUGAGUUAUUGCAAUUACUUUCAGAGCAGGAAAAAACAACUUUUGGCAUUUAUAUAACUAUUCACAGCAGCUCCCAACAGAAUUCUUUGUACUGGUUUUUAUCUGGUGAAGAUUUCACACACUUCAGGCAGCCUGACAAUAUUCACAUCUCAUUUUCAUGCCCAUCCCUUCUGCCUGAGGGAUAACACUCUCACAGUCCUACUCCAGCACAAAUCAAGUGCCACAGAAACAAUUAGGGAUAUUUCAUAUUAUCUAAGUGAAAUAAUGAGAAUAUAUUUAAUUUUCCACUGAGAUUUUUACAUAUGGGCACAACAAUACUGGUUUUGCUUGAAAUAAAUGGAUUCAUAAGGCCUGAGAACAGAAAUCUCUGCGUUUCUGCUAGCCUGAUUUUAUCCAAAAAAACAAAGUGGAACGACUGCAGAGUAAUGGAGGUGGCACUGCUGCAGUCACUGCACUGCACAGUGCAGAAAUGCUCAGCUCUCCCCACUCUUACCACACAUCUGUCGAAUUCUCUUUUUUUCCUGUCCUCAUGUGCUCUUUUCUGCUGUUAGAGAUACACCACCUUUACAACUGUCUCAAUUCUGCCGAAGGACUUAAGUGAAAUCUCCAGUACCAAAAGUUAAUGAGUGCUCCAUUUCUAAGUCUCUCUAAAUAAAUUUCCUGCUUUAGAGUAGAAAAAUUCUGUGGUGUUUGCUAUUUGAACUGGGAUAUUUUGUACACAGUUGCUUUAAAAACCAUUUCCAAAUUAAUUGCAAGAAUUAAAAAAAAAAAAAUUGAGGGAUAGAUUCUCAGAAUUUCUGCCAGUUUUGCAACUGCUAAGCGUUCAAUUCACACUUUAAAGUGCAAUGAUUGUCAGAUACACCCAGCUACCAGCAACAGGGAAUGCUGGAGAUCAUUUGCAUUAUAAAGACAUCUUAAACGGCUCAAAAAUCAGGAGCUCUUCAAAAGUAUUGGAUCCGGAUGUUUACAUUUGGUUCCUUAACUCUAAAUAUCUCGUCUGUAUUUAGGCUACUCUGAAAAACUACUGAGUGCACUUUGCCCUGGACUGACCAGAAGCCUGGGUCAGCAAGGCACUCAUUGUGUGACUCAGUACAAGUCUGAUGACAGCACUGCACGAUUCCCAAGAUGCUAGGACUCAAGAAAUGACACUAGCAAGCUGGGAAAUCCAAACCAAUUCACUGGUAGCAGGAGAUCCAAUAAUCAUUCGUGACUCUUACAGAGUCUUUUAUUAAAAUACAACAUUGCAAGCAAAUGAGAUCACUCUGCCUCUUCACGGAUGCUUUGGAAGGGACUAUACUGAAUUUUACAACAACUUCUAUAGUCCUGCAGUAGUUUUCCAUUCCGUUGAGUAACUUCAUCUUCUAGAUCGUAAUUUUACUUUUUUUAAACUAUACUGUAACACAUAAACAGCAGAAAUAAUGAUUACUUAUUAACAAAUAGAUACAUAUCUACUAGCAUCCACGUUCAGGUAUGUCAGUGGGACAAUGACAGGUUAGCUAAUAUGAUAUGUACACAACACAGAGCACUCAGUGGAUUGAGACUGGAUCUGGUGAACAACAUUUGGAAGAACUUCAAUAAUAAUGACACGUUAACUGUUCUUUGAAGUUCACAUGAACUCCUUGGAUUUCUGCUGGUCAAACGGACAUAAGUAGCAUUAAAUCCAAUUUAUGACUUGCAGAAGGCUGAUAGACUUUAUUGUUUCUGACAAGAUUUUAGCCUGCCACUGAUGAGCAGAUGUGAAUUACUUUGAAACUUGAAUGACAAAACCAUCACUCACGAUUGUUGGUUCUCUUUUCUGCCUAGAUUUAAAUAAAAGAUAAACAUUUUGCCAUACGUUGUUUUUUUUUUCACUUAAAAAUGAAUACUUUACAUUUUAAGUGACAACUUUUUAAUUGUCAGGAUUAAAAUUGGUACUAGGAAGAUGUUAAUAUAAAAGGCUUCCACUUGAAUAUACAGAAAAAUCAUUAAUGUUUACAGUUACCUUGUUUUUAAUUAUUUUUAUUGGAUUUCAUAUUUGGCAACUGCAUCCAACUUUGAGGUCAGCCCUCUUCCAAACAGAAUAUAGGACCAAAUUACCUCCAAGAGAUCCCUUCCAGCCUGUAUUACUCUAUGAUUACACAACCCAGAAUAAAAGAUUUGUAAGAAAUCGAUUUGAGUUGCAAUGAUCUUUGUAACACACAUCCUCUCACUAAAAAAAAAAACAAGCUCCAGCUCUAUGAGACAAAGACUCAAAAAUACCAAAGACAUGGCAGUACUGCCAACUGCUUGAGUGAAGGGUUUUAAACAUGAACAUUUCAUUCAGU
Messenger RNA from Lagopus muta (rock ptarmigan), 9056 nucleotides. RefSeq names its product tumor associated calcium signal transducer 2 (gene TACSTD2). The coding region runs from base 3668 to 4576 and encodes 302 amino acids. The record is from RefSeq and is a predicted model, not a curated record. The transcript has a single exon. NCBI's taxonomy places the organism in Eukaryota, Metazoa, Chordata, Aves, Galliformes, Phasianidae. Gene Ontology annotation, cellular component: membrane.